CAAAAGCAAAUGGAACGAUAAUGCAUGGGAGUAACGGGCCAAAGUGAAGAAAGAGAUGCUGAAAGGAAGGAGCUCCGAUCCAUAUUAAUGAGUACAGGAAAAUGCCGUGUCAAGUCGUCCUUGGUGUCUUUGUUUUCCCCUUUUGACAAAGCAGACGACGGAGGAAAGAGGUUCUUCUGAAAGCCAGCAAGACGGCUUAAUGUACUAUAUAGUCUUCCCGGGGGAUGAACACAGGCGCAAGACGAUGCUUGCAAUUUUGGGCACUUGAAUGGGUAUCUGGCGUGAUGAGUCAUCAUCCGACGCCUGUCUUCACCUCGCGGUUUACCUGUAACCACCAGCAGCAGUAUUCCAUCAAACACUAGCGUCAUGUCGAGAUCCUCCUACACCUUUCCCUCCAUACACGACUUUCCUCCAUUUUACACACUCCAACCUACAGCCGCAACCCAGCAAAAACAAAUUCAAUUGUGGUGUGACAUACUUCUAGCAUAUUGCGCUGCAACGCGAACGUUUUCUAUAGACUUGGGCGAGAUAAAAGGAGCUGGUGCGAAGCCCAAAGGAGCCGCGGAGGUGUUUGUUAAUGAGCGAUUGCGACGAAGUCUGAACCGAGAGGGUAUACAGACCAUCAUUGAUGCUCUGGUAAAUCAAGGACAUGCCGAGUGGGAAAGCUCGGCAAAAGAGCGAUGUAUUGUGCUAUGGCGAAAGCCAGAAGAAUGGGCGUCGCUUAUAUACAAAUGGGCAUUUGAUACGGGCAGUACCAACUCCAUCUGUACGGUAUAUGAGUUAAUUCAUGGGGAGGGUACGGAAGGGCAAGAUUUUCAUGAUUUGGAUGAGCGAACGAUGAUUAAAGCCUUGGAGGCCCUCUCGAAAACAGGCAAAGCGCAGCUGUUCACAGGAGCGAGCCAUAGUGAAAUGGGCGUGAAAUUCUUUUGAUAAGUCGAGAUUCUUUGUGUUCUACUAUAUCUAUUAAUGACUAUGAAAACAAAGCCGCACUUCCCCUACCGGAAAGCCUACUGGUACCGAAUUAACUAAAUUUUAGAGUACAUUCAUU
Messenger RNA from Spizellomyces punctatus DAOM BR117, 1048 nucleotides. Its product is annotated as ESCRT-II subunit protein VPS25. Gene Ontology annotation, cellular component: ESCRT II complex. Lineage: Eukaryota; Fungi; Chytridiomycota; Chytridiomycetes; Spizellomycetales; Spizellomycetaceae. The transcript is spliced from 6 exons. Gene Ontology annotation, biological process: protein transport to vacuole involved in ubiquitin-dependent protein catabolic process via the multivesicular body sorting pathway. Gene Ontology annotation, molecular function: structural molecule activity; protein homodimerization activity. Bases 367 to 930 code for a protein of 187 amino acids. The record is from RefSeq and is a predicted model, not a curated record.